Esox lucius (northern pike) is the source of this 4665-nucleotide messenger RNA. It is a transcript of the gene camk2b2, whose product is annotated as calcium/calmodulin-dependent protein kinase type II subunit beta. Gene Ontology annotation, molecular function: calcium/calmodulin-dependent protein kinase activity; calmodulin binding; ATP binding. Bases 324 to 1931 code for a protein of 535 amino acids. Gene Ontology annotation, cellular component: cytoplasm; neuron projection. The record is from RefSeq and is a predicted model, not a curated record. Lineage: Eukaryota; Metazoa; Chordata; Actinopteri; Esociformes; Esocidae. Gene Ontology annotation, biological process: protein phosphorylation. The transcript is spliced from 21 exons.
UUGUAUCACCCCCUAGUGGUAGGAAAGGGAUGUGUCGUAUUUACAGCGCGCUUGGCGGUGCAGAAACCGUAAAGCGAUUGAACGAAACACUUUCGGAGAGACAGGACUACUGCCUCUCGUUCACUCGAAUAGCUUAUAUCUUCUCAAUUCGAAUACAUAUCUGUAUCUUAGUUCCUAGUGCUCUCUGGACAGAAAACGCAUCACACCGCGGCAUUUUUACAUAGGAUAACUAGGCUACUCAAAGGUUAGCCUACAUCCAACAUCAUUUCACUUGAAUACGGGAUUAUUUCGACCCCCCUCCCCACCCCCCAAUUAGACGGGCGAUGGCAGUUACUACUUGUACACGUUUUACGGAUGAUUUCCAACUAUAUGAAGAGCUCGGAAAGGGAGCGUUUUCCGUGGUUCGCCGGUGUGUCAAACUCUGCACCGGCCAGGAAUACGCUGCUAAAAUCAUCAAUACCAAAAAGCUCUCAGCCAGAGAUCACCAGAAGCUGGAGAGAGAAGCCAGAAUCUGCAGAUUGCUAAAACACUCCAAUAUCGUUCGUCUCCAUGACAGUAUAUCAGAGGAGGGCUUCCACUACCUUCUAUUUGACCUGGUGACAGGUGGAGAGCUGUUCGAGGACAUAGUGGCCAGGGAGUACUACAGUGAAGCAGAUGCCAGCCACUGCAUCCAACAGAUCCUGGAGGCCGUGCUACACUGUCACCAGAUGGGCGUGGUACACAGAGACCUUAAGCCAGAGAACCUGCUACUGGCCAGUAAAUGUAAGAAUGCUGCGGUGAAGCUAGCUGACUUUGGCCUGGCCAUCGAGGUGCAGGGAGACCAACAGGCAUGGUUCGGUUUUGCAGGUACCCCAGGCUACCUAUCUCCAGAGGUACUGAGGAAGGAGGCCUAUGGUAAACCCGUGGACAUCUGGGCCUGUGGUGUGAUCCUGUACAUCCUUCUAGUGGGAUAUCCUCCAUUUUGGGAUGAGGAUCAACACAAACUCUACCAGCAAAUCAAAGCAGGAGCUUAUGACUUUCCAUCUCCAGAGUGGGACUCUGUGACUCCAGAAGCCAAAAACCUGAUUAACCAGAUGUUGACCAUUAACCCCUCCAAGAGGAUAACUGCCCAAGAGGCUCUCAAACACCCUUGGGUCUCCCAACGCUCUACAGUGGCAUCCAUGAUGCACAGACAGGAGACAGUGGAAUGCCUCAAGAAGUUCAACGCCAGGAGGAAACUUAAGGGUGCAGUCCUGACUGCUAUGCUGGUGACGAGGAAUUUCUCCGGUAAAUUUGGCAGACAGUCUACAUCUCCUGCAUCAAUCACUACGGUGCCUGGAACCACUGCUGGAAUAGUGGAGCAAGCUAAGAGUCUCCUCAACAAGAAGGCUGACGUGAAGACUAACAGCACCCGAAACAGCACCGUCACCAGCCCCAAGGGAGUCCCUUCCGCUGCACUGGAGCCUCAGACUACUGUUAUCCAUGUGGAUAGGAACAAGGAUUCAUCUGACAGCAACACCACUAUUGAGGACGAGGAUGUGAAAUUGCGAAAACAGGAGAUCAUCAAGAUCACUGAGCAGCUGAUUGAAGCUGUCAACAAUGGUGAUUUUGAGGCCUAUGCGAAGAUCUGUGACCCAUGUCUGACAUCUUUUGAGCCGGAGGCCCUGGGGAAUCUAGUGGAAGGCAUGGACUUCCAUCGGUUCUACUUCGACAACCUCCUGUCCAAGAACAGUAAGCCAAUCCACACCACCAUCCUCAACCCUCACGUCCACCUGAUUGGUGAGGACGCCGCCUGCAUCGCCUACAUCCGCCUCACACAAUUUGUCGAUGGCACGGGCCGCCCCCGCUCCAGCCAAUCAGAGGAGACAAGGGUGUGGCAUCGCCGGGAGAGCAAGUGGCAGAACGUCCACUUCCACUGCUCUGGAGCCCCAGCUGCCCCCCUGCAGCAGUGAACUGGUGGACUGAGAGCCUUGAAGGGAAGAGGGAGAAAGAGGGCUGUAGAUGGAGAGUGGGAAGAGAAGACGAUGGAAAGAGAAGACUGCCUCCCACCUCCCCCCUCGCCCUCUAUCACUACAGCGCUCCCUACUGGCCAGUGCAUGCUACUGCAGCUCAGCAACGCAUAACCUCAACCUGUCCUGGACACACACAGACACAGACACACACACAGACACACACACACACAGACAAGCUGCAGGAGCGACUCCUACACCAAUCAUAUCAUCCGUUAGGAACGCCUACAGACUCAAAGCCCCAGUCUGUCACCAGCCCCUCUCACUCUGCUACAGACCCACUCUGCAGGCACAAAUAUAGGAUCUACAGUUUACACUCACUUUAUUACUGUAUUUUUAUUUAUAUUAUUACUAAACUAUUGUUGUUGUUAUGAUUAUCAUUAUUAUUAUUGCCGCAAGUAAGUUGUUGUUGUUAUUGAAAACUGUACAAUCUCUUUAAUGUUCUAGUUCAUAGUCUUUAUAGUGCUUUAUGCCCCACCGUGAAGACGAGCAUGAUUUCUCCAGUGUUUUCCCCAGCGACUGUCGUUGUGACUCGUGCUGUUCCCGUGUAGCCUGAUUCAUGCCACGCCUCGGUGAGCACAGCCAGAACGCCAUUGUCUUCGCAAAAUGGCGCCAAGUUACAAAUUGCGGGAGAGUGAAUUUGGAUGUCUGCAUUUUCUUCACUAUGCAAACACGCUGAACGUCCAAUUUUCGCAGCUAGUAUGGAUUUUGUGUUGUGUAUUUGCAAAGGGUGUGAAUUAUGGUUCAUAAAGGCUUCAUGAGGCUUCAUAUGGUGUCAUUAGGCUUCAUGAGGCUUCUUCCCCGCUUGCUCUAUAAACCAACCAGAUGUUGCACAGCAGACCAGCUGGAUUAUUGCAGCUGUGUGUUUUUCUUCCUGUUUAGCCUGUCUUUUAUUCUGAAGUAUGGGAACAGUUGUGUGUUUUUCUUCCUGUUUAGCCUGUCUUUUAUUCUGAAAUAUGGAAACAGCCUAACUGACUGACUGUCUGCUGCCCCGCCCGCCCACCAGAGAAAGCGAUACAGCAUGUACUGUUCUAUAUUCUUGUUCUUAUAAUUAAUUAAAUGUCUGUUGAUCAUGGCAAAUAAUCACUGAGGAUGUGACCUUGCGUGGGAAAUAAUUACACACUAUAUUGUGCAACUACAGAUCAUUUGUGGUGACUAUAACCGCAUUUAUUUGCAUGAAAUUGAAACAUGGAGAUGCAUUUGGUGUUACUGUUUGUUACUGGAUGCCGGUGACUCCUAUGUGUUUUUCUGAACUUUGUAAAGUACAUCAGAGUAUUUUUGUCUUGAGAGCAGGGUGUUCUGUCAUUACGAUCAGGACGAAAACAGUGAUGAUGAGGAUUAAUGUUGGAUGCUGAUUGUAAUAUCCUUACGUACAGGCUCUACGGUUGUUUGGAGGGAGUUGUUUGGUCACUAGUUUUUCAUGUAGUUCUCGGUUUGGUUUGACGGUGAACCGAUCUGGUACCUGUCGUAGACUCCGGGGUCCCCAUUUAGAAAAUGUUCUUAAGUACAGAUCUGAUGGCAAAUCACAACGUAAUCCACAUUAACAAUGUGAUGGCGGUAUGCAAUAUACGCAGAUUUUGCAUGAAGUCUUGUGAUUUACAAAUGAGCAACGUGUUCUUUCAUGUGAAUAACUUUAUUUAUGGAUGCUGACAUAUUAACAGAAUUUUGUCUUGCUUGUAAGAAAUGUUUGUACAAUUGUAUGAUUGCAGAAAAAACGAAUAUAAAAACUAAGAACAUGUUAUAAAUGAGCCCUCCUGGUCCCGGGAAGCUAGAGGCUGCUCGUUCAGCUGAUCAUGUUGGUAGUGUCCUUAACUCCCGGUUGACUUGCCUUGCUGUCUGUCUAGCAGUGCACUUUAACAUAGGACCACUAGGGGGAGUCACUAAACACUGCACACUCUUAUCUACUAUGUUGGGUUGGAAGUUAAUUAAGCCUUGAUCUCAGGCCCUGGCAUGCACAUUAAAGCUACAGUCCUGGGUCGCUUCAUGCGUUUGUUGUUUUGCACCUGUUGAUUAUUGAAGAAUAGACAUACAUUUCUCAUGACCAUAGCGCAACUGCCCCCCCUUGGCCUGUUUCACUACAGAAUUUGUACAAAAAAUAUAUAAAGAAAUAUAUGAAGAAAUAUUUACCCCUGUCAAACGGGCAAAUACGUGUCCGUCCAUCGUUUUGAGAGUAGUUGUAUCUUUUAAGGAGCAACCGAUGGGUUCUCCUGAAGAGCGAGGCGAGGUGACAGUGAAGGCCCCAGUCACGUACAGGAAGGACCAGGCACUGCACGUCUUCCGGCAGUCCACCUGUGUCAUCUCAGUAACAGGAUCAGAGCUCAUCACGCCAGCUAAAUCCUUCAGGUUCAGCUCACUAAGACUGAUGAAAUGAUCCCACAAGACAAUUAAUGAAACAAAGACUGUGUGUGUGUGUGUGUGUGUUUUGCGUGCAUGUGUGUGCGCUCUGGUUGCAUAAAGACCAUCCCUCCAGUAUAAGUAGUAGAGUGCUGAACUUCAUUCUGAGUCUCAUUUCCCUGUUGACCAGUUUCUAAAUGUAAAACUAAUAUUUAUCUUCUUUGUUCUUCUGACAAUGAAUUCUGUUCUUCCAAUGAGCAUUCCUUGUGUUCUAAAACAAUGACCUGUGUUGAAGUGUUAACAAUAUGUUACCAAUAAAGGCACCUCCUUUCAUGGCAAAGAC